Molecule: messenger RNA, 1343 nt
Organism: Momordica charantia (bitter melon)
Lineage: Eukaryota; Viridiplantae; Streptophyta; Magnoliopsida; Cucurbitales; Cucurbitaceae
Source: RefSeq, a predicted model, not a curated record
UUUUCUCAUCUACUCCAGAAUCUUCUGCUUCCGAAGUGCUUCAUUCUUCCAUUUAAUUCCAAAGCUCUUAAUCCAGGGAACAAGACUACCACCGUUAAGCUUGAUGAGGAGAAUUUUCUUCCGUGGAAAUUCCAAGUUCUCACGAUACUUCGAGGCUAUGAUUUGGAGCAGUAUAUUGAUGAUUCUGCUCCUGUUCCUUCCCAAUUUCUUACUUCUACGACUGAUACAAGCUCUAAUUUUGUUCCAAAUUCGAUGUAUUCAUUUUGAAUUCGUCAAGAUAGCUUGAUUGUAGCAUGUUUGUUCGGAUCAAUGUCCAAUUCUCUAUUAUCGGAGAUGCUUGAUUGUAAAUCUGUUUCUGAGGUUUGGCGCACUCUAAAUGCUCGAUUUUCCUCGCGUAAUAUGGCCAGAUUGAUGGAUCUGAAAUCCAAACUUGAAACAACAAAGAAAGGUGGUUUAAAGCUUGAACACUAUUUUCAGAAGAUCAAAAACCUUGUUGAUUCUCUAACUGUAGCAGGCCGAAAAUUUCUCAUAAUGAUCAUAUUCUUCAUAUUUUACAAGGAUUAGGUCCUGAAUACGACUAAAGAUGAUUCUCCAUCUUUACAGUCGAAUUGACCACCAUUCCUCUAUUAAUUCUGAUGGUUCUUUGCCAUCGGUGAAUCUUACCACCCAGUCCUCAGCGAAUCAAUCGUCUGUGCCAGCUUCGUCUGCAAGUUCUAAUGAUGUGAAUAAGCAUGGGAGAAAUCAAGGGCACAAGUUUCAUAAUCGGCGAUUUUGGAAUAAUAAUCAUGGCCGCAUUCAAUGUCAGCUAUGUGGUCGCUUUGGACAUACUGGUUUUGACAGAAGCUUUCAAGGUUCAAAUGCUAAUUCGUUUCAUCCAAAUUCUUCUCAGUUUUCUCAGGCAGCUGGUUUUGGUUUUUCUUCUGGUUUUAAUGCUCUCACACUACAACAUGAUUUGAAUAAGGAGAACCAGUGGUUUCCUGACUCAGGUACUUCCAACCAUGUGAUUAGUGAUCUUGCUAAUUUAGGCAUCAGUACUGAAUAUCUUGGGGAUAACAAAGUUCUUAUCGGCAAUGGUGCAGGAUCUCAAUGACAAAAUACUUCUCCAAGGCACACUUAAAGAUGGACUAAACAGCUUUGUUAUGCAUCCUUCUGACUUCCAUUUAGAUAGUUAUGGUAUGUCCACUGUUUCCAAAAUUGAAGAACACACUUGUGCUGCUACGUCUACUGUUUCUUCUCUUUUCUUUUUAGUUUUAGAAUUGUGGCAUAAUAGGUUAGGCCAUUUGGCUAUUCCUAUUGUAAAUCAUGUUCUUGACUCAUGUAAAAUUUCAUAUCCCCGUAAUAAA